Messenger RNA from Doryrhamphus excisus (bluestripe pipefish), 5049 nucleotides. RefSeq names its product coiled-coil and C2 domain containing 1A (gene cc2d1a). NCBI's taxonomy places the organism in Eukaryota, Metazoa, Chordata, Actinopteri, Syngnathiformes, Syngnathidae. The record is from RefSeq and is a predicted model, not a curated record. Gene Ontology annotation, molecular function: DNA-binding transcription repressor activity, RNA polymerase II-specific.
GUGUUACCCUGGAGACGCAAUGUAGGAAGUCAUUCCAAUGCUUGGCGUUCUUGUUUUGACAGCUACAAGUCCGUGUUAACAUUAAAACGUCGUUACGGUGUCUAUUUCCCGCAUUUAUCUAAGACCUAUAUUCGACACGAAUAAGUGCCCAGAAGAGCUGUUUUUGUGGAUACCAGAGUGCGUCAAACCGACAAGGUAGCAGUCCAUGAGUCGCAGCCGAAACCCACCUCCCCGGGGUCAAGGGGCUUCCCGCGCCAAACAGAUGGGGCUGCUCCUUGAUCUCACCCCGGAAGAGGGGAUGGAUGAUGACGGCAACGAUGAAGAACUCGAGGCAGAGCUUCUGAAUCUGGUGGGAGGAGGAGGAGGAAUUCAAAGAAAAAAACGUGAAAAUAAAGCUCCUGUUCCUAUGGAUGAAAUUGAGCGAAUGGCAGCUCUUUGUAUGAAAGACUUGGAUGAGGAGGAUGUAGAAGAUGAGGACCUGGAUGAUGAAGAUCUGCUGGCAGAAUUGAAUGAAGUUUUGGAGGAUGAAGAAGAAAGCCACCCAGCUCACACCUCACAGACUGGUACACCUACAGCUCCCAAAGCGAGAGUCGCAUCCCAUUCUAGUCCUCCUGUCAACUCCAGCGGCGCAACUGGUCCGGAGUCCCGUCUGUUAGAGCGAAUGGAAAUGUAUAAGGCCGCAAUAUCCAAUGCCACUGCAACUGGGGAAACAAGCAAAGUCCGAAGAUAUGAGCGUGGAUUAAAGACACUGCAGUCCAUGCUUACAUCGGUAAGGAAAGGUAAGCCGGUCAAUGAGGACGAGAUGCCACCUCCUGUUGCUGCAGGCGGAAAACUCUGUGCUGCAGAGCCUGAAUCUACCAAGGAGCGCCAAGUCCCAGAGCCUGUCCUAACGCCCUCCCCUCCAUCCAAUCGAAAACCUACACGGGAGGUGGCGCCAACAGGUCCUAAUACCAAGCAACGCCAUCUAUCUCCACCUCAGAACCUGACGGCGGCUAUCACUCCAGGAACUCCUGCUAUCUCUCCACUCACACCCCAGCAACCCAGCACACAACACUCUGCGCUCAAACAGGUCGUGUUAUCCCGACAGAGGGAGUACAAGGUGGCUGCCAUACAAGCCAAGCAGAAUGGUGACAUCGACCUGGCCAAACGGCAGUAUGUCAUUGCCAAGAACCUGGACUCAUUGGUGGAGGCCAUAGACAAAGGGGAACCAGUAGACCUCAGCUUGCUCCCUCCACCCCCUGGAGAUGUAGUAGCAGAGACCAAUGUACCUCAUUCCUCUAAAGCAGCACCUCCCGCUGCUCCUGCUGCACCCACCCAUUUGCCACCGGCCGACAUUGGUGCUCCCAGUAGUGUGGCAGAAGCAUUGCAGCAGAGGCUGGACAUAUACAAGUCAGCAGCCGAGACGGCUAAGAGCAAAGGAGAAGAUCGUAAAGCCCGCAUGCAUCAGCGUAUUGUAAAGCAAUACCAAGAUUCCAUUAAAGCUCACAAGGCUGGACGACCUGUCAGUUUAUCCGACCUACCCGUACCACCAGGGUGUCCACCAUUACAGGGCUCAGAGGGAGAGCGGCAGAACCUCAUGGGUGUCCUGGAAACGGCGAUGAAAAUUGCCAAUCAGGAUCCAGAUGCAGAAGAGGAGGAGAGUCCAAGACAAUCUGCCAAACCCUCAGCACACCCGCCUGCCCAGAAAGCCAAAUCUCCAACUCCAAGCGGCUCCACAACACUCAAACUAGGAUCCAAAGCCCAACAGCAAGUGGACUUCCUGUUGCUACGGCGACAGGCUUUUUUGCGCGCAGCACUGCGCUCCAAGCAGAUGAAGGACAUGGCGGCAGCGACACAGCACCUCAGACAUGCAAAAGGAUUCGACCCCAUGAUUGACGCCGCCAAGUCUGGCCUUCCUGUUGAUAUUACCAAGAUUCCCAGCAGUCCAGUCAGUGAGGAGGACUACUUGUUGGCUCGUUCACGUACCUCUCCACUUUCUCCUCGCACCAGUGAGCAGUACCACGGCCUCAUGGAUCUUUUGCGGAAGCAGCACGAGAAAUGUAUAAGCUCCUCUCAGCAGUUCACACAAUUGGGCAACGUUGCAGAGGCUCUCAAGUGUGAGAAGCUCUUGGAGGAGUCUUUCAAAAACAUUGAGAUACUGAAGAAUGCCCACGCCAAGGGCCACCCUGUCCCCAAGUGCUGCACAGAGGAGAAGACCUUCAAUGUUGCAAAGAACUACCCCAACGUGGCUGCCAAUGAAAUGCUGCUGUACAUCAUCAGAGGCAUCAACCUGCCAGCUCCCUCAGGGGUCUCACCCAAUGAUCUGGACACCAGCGUCAAGUUUGACUUUCCUUUCUCUAGUGCGGAGGAAGCGCAGAGGGACAAAACCAACACGGUGAAAAACAGCAGCAGUCCGGAGUUUAAAGAGCAGUUCAGGCUUAACAUCAACAGAGCACAUCGAGGAUUUAAACGAGUCAUCCAGUCCAAAGGCAUCAAAUUUGAAAUCAUCCACAAGGGGGGCCUCUUUAAAACAGACAAGGUUUUGGGCACAGCUCAACUGAAACUGGAGGGUCUAGAAAACCACUGUGACAUCCGAGAGAUAAUUGAGGUGAUGGACGGACGUAAAGCCACAGGUGGCAAGCUGGAUGUGCGGGUGAAGCUCAGAGAGCCUCUAUCCGGCGUGGAUCUCCGGCCAGUGACUGAGAAGUGGCUGGUCCUUGAACCCGUCUCCCCACUCUCACCUCCAGAGAGAAAACAAGAACGGGCUCCAUCUCCUCGAGCCAAAGCCAAACAUGAAGCCAGCAGCAGGAGCAGUCACCACAACAACUCCCCUCCUCAGUACAAACUGCACAGCUUCAGCCUCCUCAACUUCGACAAAGAGCGCUUAGAGAGAAAGAUUGCAGAGUACCAAAAGAGCCGACGGGACCCCCCCAGUGAUGUGCUGCAUCAGUACAAAGAGGUCACACACAGGCUGCAGUGGCAAAAGGCGCAACUGGAGGGAGCGUCUCCGGCUCUGCUAACAGAGUAUGAAAAUGUGCUGCGGCGCUUCACCCAAGGACUCACUGACUCUGUGAAGAAGUUCUCAAGUCAAGGCAACAGGGAGGCUGCCAAGGACGCUCUGAGCAGGUUGAAGAUGGUGGAGACUGAGUUGGAAUCCCUGAAAAGGAAACGCGCUGGAUAAGAAGAGAUGAGCAGAGCAACGCAUUGGCUGGUGUACUGUUAUGAGUUAUCAUCUCUUCUUUAUCCUACACUCACACACUUUAGCACUCCACUCUUAAGACCUUUAGCACGGCUCUGCUCAUGUCCGAAAUAGAUGCAUGAUGGCCACUUUUUGUAAAUCUGUGUGAGGUCACACAACAUAUCAUCUGACCACGUUGAAACCAGCAUCUGGUGUGACGUGUGAAAUAUGCCGGCCCUUACUGGCCUUUGUUGACUUCCCGCUAGUACCUUUCACACAGCCGCUCUUCUGUUCUUAUUGCAUGCAUUUUGUAGUUUGUGUAGGUCGGGGUCGUAAUCUGUCUGCUCCAAUGUUUCUAGAUUAUAAUAAUCUGCUUCAUUUGAAAUGCUGUAAUAUUGGGGGGGGGGGGCACAGCCUGUAUCCCAGAAUGAGGGAUUAGUGUUGGUGUCACCAAGGAGACGAACAGAUCGCCUUUGGGGUUAGAAAGGGGGGUGUGUUAACAGACCGAGUGUGUUAGUGGUUCUUCAUCGCCUCCUUCACGUUCACUGUCUUCAUUCACACUAAUUCCUUCACACAAGAUCACAAAUGACUCCUGGUCACGCACCGCUCAAUUUGGCUUUCCAUCUGUCUUAAGAGACUCUAAUAGACAGCUAAGUCCAUAACGUUCUCUAUUACAAAGAAAGUGAUUCAUUCACAUUCAUUGAAAGUGACACUUGGCGUUUACAAAACGUGCUGCUCGGGCUGUUUGCGGUCGUGGUUGUAUUUUUAUUAGCUCGCAGCACAUUCUAAAAAUAUAUCAGGAAAAGAAAACAAACAGCAGAAAGCAUCAAUAGUUUUAUAAUAAUAUAAUUCAUUCAAACUCUUAAGACAAAAAGUUACAAUCUCACAACGAAAAGUUGUAAUUUUACGAGAAUAAUAUUGUAUUAUGAGGAAAAAUAACAUCAUUUUUAGUAGUGUUAAGUUGAAAUAUUAAAGAAACAAAACAAAAUAACGAAGUCAUCAUUUUAAAAAUAAUUAUUAUCCAUCCAUUCUCUAUGCUGGGGUGUGCUGGAGCCUAUCCCAGCUUGAGCCUAUCCCAGAGGGUUGGUCCACCCUGGACUGGUUGCCAGCGAAUCGCAAGGCACAACCAUUCCCACCCACAUUCAUACCUAAGGGCAAUUUGGAGUGGCCAAUUAACCUAGCAUGUUUUUUGGAAUGUGGGAGGAAAGCGGAGUACCCGGAGAAAAGCCAUGCAUGCACAGGGAGCACAUGCAAACAAAUGUGAUUAAAUUGGGAGAGUAGUAAUGAUAAACAUAGCAGUUUGAAAAAGGGCCCAAUUAUGGCUGCUUACAGUUUUGCGGCCUGCAGUGUUCUGCACGUUUACUCACUGCCGUGGUUCCCCUAGGUUCCAUAAGUCCUGGUUCAGCCGUGCAUCACAGUAAGCAGCCAAUAGUGUUGGAUGACAACUGUUAAGUCAUAGGAAUAGUCAUUAUGACUUCAUUGGAACCUGAACUAACGCACGCUUAAACGCCACAUCACCUGGAAACGCCUUGAGUAAGAGGCUGCCUUGUUGUCAUGGUGACCGGCUCAUCAGCAUUCUGUGUGGAUUUUGGAUGGUUUGGGGAGGGCAGAAGGACAUAUUGCAAAAGUUUGCUCAGCUGGUAGCACAGACACACUUGUUAUCCUUCGUCAUCUUGGUCUCUGCAAUGAGGCUACACAACCUUAAAGGAAGCUGCUCCGUACUGAAUGUUUGUCAUUUCAUGCACUACUGUCUGCAUUCCUCUCGGCUUAUUCAACCCAUCAUUGAACAAUCACGUUUGUAUGCUGCUCUCUCAUGUCUGGGCAAUUCAAGAAAUAUUCUAUUUCUAUCAAUAAAAGAAAGAGCGAGGUACGCUCUUAUUUGUGGGACUGAA